GAACAGCGGGUCCCCGAUUACGAGCCGAGUCAAAUGAUGGGCAGACGAGCUGAGAAGGCGCCACGAUUGGACCUUCUGAACUGCACUCUCUACAGAGUCUGAGCACAAUUUCUCUCGGGGGACUCUCUUGAUAGGACUCCAUGUCACUGCUAGAACUGUCUCUCUCUCUCUCUCUGUCUUGACUGGAUUCUGAGCGCAGACUCCAGCCACUCUCUGGACUUUAUCUAUUCCGAUUGAACCUCUUUGAUAGGUGUCGGACUGAACUCUCCAACAGAUCUGCUCUCUCUCUAACUGAACUCUUGCAACCACGCGAUUUCAAUCACCAAAAAACCUUUGCACCAGAUUCUCCAGCCGGACUCUCUAACCAGCCUCUCCAGUGGAACUCUUCACUCUUUCUCUAACUGGACUCUUGCGACCACGCGAUUUCAAUCACCGAAAAUCCCUUGCACCAGAUUCUCUAACCGGACUCUCUAACCAGCCUCUCCAGUGGAACUCUUCACUCUUUCUCUAACUGGACUCUUGCAAACCACUCGAUUUAAUUCACCAAAAAUCCCUUGCACCAGAUUCUCCAGCCGGACUCUCUAACCAGCUUCUCGAACCAACACCGCCGAACCAGCCUCUGCAAGCCGGACUCUCUAACCAGGCAGCUGCAGCAUCAUCACCAGCAUCACCAGCAGCAGCAGCAAUCGAUUCCUUCCUCGCGAAACUCUCUCGACCCACCACCACCACCCAUAACCAAACCCCCCUGCCGCGCCAGCGAUGGGCGACUUCCAGACGGAGGUGCGUGGCUUCACCACGUGGGACUACGUGGUGUUCUCCAGCCUCUUCGUGGUCUCGUCGCUCAUCGGCGUGUACCACGCCUUCGCCGGCCGCGGAGGCUCCUCGCAAGAGUUCCUGACGGGCGGGCGGCAGAUGACCGCCGUGCCGGUGGCGCUGUCGCUCACCGCGAGCUUCAUGUCGGCCGUGACGGUGAUCGGCGCCCCCGCCGAGGUCUACCGCUACGGGGCGAUGUUCACGCUCUUCUGCAUCUCCUACACGCUGGUCAUCGUCGCCUGCUCCGAGAUCUACAUCCCCGUCUUCUACCGCUCGGGCAUCACCAGCACGUACGAGUACCUGGAGCUUCGCUUCAACCGCGUGGUCCGGCUCAUUGGCACGGGCGUCUACAUCGUCCAGACGAUCCUCUACACGGGAAUUGUCAUCUACGCUCCAUCACUCGCCCUCAACCAAGUGACGGGUUUCACAUUGUGGGGGUCCGUGGCAGCCACGGGCGUUGUCUGCACCUUCUAUUGCACCCUGGGUGGUCUCAAGGCCGUGGUGUGGUCAGACGUCUUCCAGAUGGUCGUGAUGGUGGGGGGGUUCCUGAUGGUCAUCAUUCAGGGCUCCCUCGUGAGCGGUGGUCUCGACGGAGUGUGGCGGGUGGCGGAGGAAGGAGGUCGCAUGCACAUCUGGGACUUCAGCCCGGACCCGCUGCGCCGCCACACGUUCUGGACGUUUCUGGUGGGUGGCACCUGCACGUGGCUCGGGAUCUACGGAGUGAACCAGUCCACCGUGCAGCGCUGCAUCUCCUGCCGCACCGAGAAGCACGCCAAGGGAGCGCUCUACCUGAACCUCAUCGGCCUGUGGAUCGUGGCUCUGUGCGCCGCGCUCUGCGGGCUGCUCAUGUACUCGCGCUACGCCACCUGCGACCCCUGGAGCGCCGGGUUCGUCAACGCCCCGGACCAGCUCAUGCCCUACUACGUCCUGGACAUCCUUGGGGACUACCCGGGUCUGCCCGGGGUCUUCGUGUCAUGCGCCUUCAGCGGGACCCUGAGCACCGUGGCCUCGAGCAUCAACGGGCUGGCGGCCGUGACCUACGAGGACAUCGUCAACCCAACCUUCGGGCCCUUUCCCGGCAAGCGUGGAGCCCUCCUCACCAAGGGCCUCAGUGUGCUCUACGGAAGCGCUUGCACGGCUAUGGCUGUGGCGGCGUCAUACAUGGGACAGGUGCUGCAGGCUGCGCUCAGUAUCCAUGGCAUGGGUGGCGGUCCCGUGCUGGGACUUUUCACCCUCGGCAUCCUCUUCCCGUGCGCCAACGUCAAGGGCGCGAUCGCAGGCACCGUGGCGGGCGUGGUGAUGUCCUUCUGGAUCGGACUCGGAGCCCUCCUGUACCCACCCACGGACGAGCAGAGCAGAGCGCUGCCGCUCUCCACGCAGAACUGCUCGCGUCCCAACAUCACCACGGCGCCCUGGGACGGAUCCUCGACUACCUGGGCGAGCACUUCCACGCUCGCCGCCGUCACGGCCGAAGCCGAGUACAGGCCCGACCUGGCGGACUCGCUCUACGCCGUCUCCUACCUCUACAUCAGCACGGUGGGAGCCAUCACCGCCGUGCUGGUGGGCCUCGUCGUCAGCCUCGCCACAGGUCCCACGAAAGGCGCCAGUCUGAGUCCCGGCCUCGUGCGCCCCGUCUGUGACCUCUGCUGCUUCUGGUCGGACAAGAUGCGGCGCCUGCUGCGGUGCGGGGUGAGGCACGGCGAGGACGAGCCUCAGGAACCCGAAGAUAUUCAAGUGGAGGUGCCGGAGGAGAAGAAGCAGCCGCUCGACACGAACGGCCUCGAUUCGAACUCCGCAAGUCCCAUCAGGCAGACGAAGCUGUAGCAGCGUGGCGCGCCUCCAAACGGAACCUUUCGAGGCGGUGUGGAGGGGAUGGGCUACAUUCGUCUGGUCGUGACCCCAACGUGACCCCACCGGACCGGACUAAGAUUUGGACUUGAUCUAACCUCGUUGAGAUCUCUCUCUCUCUCUCUGUCUCGCUGUGUCUCUCUUUGCGAGUGUGUGUUGUUGUUGUUGUCGUGUUUGUUUUAAUCCCAGCAGCCACUUUGUGUCGAGUAACCCUGUCCACGUUCUCCUUUAUAUGCGUGGCAUCGGGUUUAUUUUAUUAUUCAUUUCUGUUUUUCUUGAGUAAGAGUUUCAUUUUUAUCACAUUGGUAUAUUAAAUUAAAUAUGAAAAAAAAUUCCCUAAAAAGUGAAACAUUUUGGGGAAAAAAUUUCACGAAAAUAAAUUGUCACGCACAACGAGUCUGUGUGCAAAAUGUCAGCUCGAUUGGAUCACGGGAAGUGGGUUAAAAAACGACCGAAAGAUUUGCACGGUCCUAAGCAAGCAAGCAAGCACGCAAGCAAGCAAGCAAGUGAACUUAAUAUAAAGGAUUUAAAAAGAAAGAUGUUUGUGAGAUGUAAACAACAAUAACAACAACGGUUCGGAUGAGACAACAAUCCUCAUCUCUUCCUGUGUUGCUGCUGCUGCUGGCUCCUUUUAGUUCAAACAAAAGGGCUCGCAGUUUCGAUGGGGGUCACGGUAUCGAUUAAAUAUUCAUCUGUGGUUGUUUUUG
This is a messenger RNA of Lethenteron reissneri (Far Eastern brook lamprey), 3368 nucleotides long. RefSeq names its product sodium-coupled monocarboxylate transporter 2-like. Gene Ontology annotation, molecular function: transmembrane transporter activity. Gene Ontology annotation, biological process: transmembrane transport. Gene Ontology annotation, cellular component: membrane. Lineage: Eukaryota; Metazoa; Chordata; Hyperoartia; Petromyzontiformes; Petromyzontidae. The record is from RefSeq and is a predicted model, not a curated record.